AUGGUGUCCACAACAAGAGGAACUCUCUCGAGAGCCGCGGCGGAGAAGGCGGAAGGAAAGAAACCGGUGACAGAGGAAGGCUCAGGCAGAUUGCCACUACCUCUUCGAGAGAUGCAGCUUGCGAGGCUGAUGAUGAACCCUCUGCCUGCAUACCAGAAGGAAACCAUCGAGUUCCUCUCCACUCUCCGAGUUAACUUCUACGAGCCUGACGAGAUCGUGCCUGAGGGUCAUGGAAGUGGAAGGUUCUCCUUCCGAAUCAACAAGAGGAAGUACCGGAUGAGUUUCAAGGAGCUGGAGGAUGUGUUUCAUUUUGAACACAAAGAUGGGCGAGAAACAGAGCCUGGAACGCCACAAGGAGAGCUUCAAGCCUUCUGGGCAAUGAUCGGAGUUGGCGAGUACAUGGCUAGCACUGCCAAGAGCACACACAUCAGGAACCCCGUGCUCCGAUACGUCCACAAGGCCCUCGCUCACACCAUCUAUGUGAGGCGAGACGUUACUGGUGUCACCGAAAAGGAGCUCUUCUUCCUAAAUGAAGGGAUGAAGAAGGUGAUUCACACGUUGCCGGAUGGACUGAGAUGGUCGGGGACAGAUCAGGGAACAGCGUGGCGACGUAUCUUCUCAAGAGCUUCCUCAGCUACAGGGAGUAUGCUCUCUCUCUCAACAAAGUGCACAAGGCAAGCAGUGGUCAGCUGA
Microthlaspi erraticum is the source of this 693-nucleotide messenger RNA. The record is from the annotation of a GenBank genome assembly. Lineage: Eukaryota; Viridiplantae; Streptophyta; Magnoliopsida; Brassicales; Brassicaceae.